UCUUAAGAAUUAGGACUAAAAAGUCCUAAACAUGAUUUAGGAUUUAGCUCUAAAUAUAAAACACAAGUCAGCGAAAUAGUUUCACAUGAGCUUCCUGUAAUCACAGCGUCAAAUAUUUCCGCUUACGGUUAAAAUGUAAGGGAUACGAAUGACAGUAAUUGUUUAAUAGCUCCAUGCAAAGCUUAUAACAUCAUCAAAUCCUGAAGCUUGACGAAUUUACCGUCAGGCCUAGGCUGUUCCAGGUCAUUCGAGCGUAGCCGUACACCCAUAAAUAUGAGUAAUUCAUAAUGCGAGUGUUAUUUUGAUACUAUUCGCGUUACUGUUACGUUGUUUUAGCAACAUGAUCCCAAAAUUCUCUAUAUUAAUAAUAUGUUCCUUUCUGUCCGAAAUCUAUAGUCUAAACUGCCGGACAGAAGGUAGUCUGAAAAGCGAUGAGUUGAAGAAAAUUUAUAAUAACUGCUUGAAGCAACAAGAGGAGAAGAAUUAUAACGGUUUCAAAAAUUCAUCUGAAGACUGGGAAGAUCAUGGUUCAGAUAGAUCUGAAAAAGAAAGGAACAAAAAUAAGAGGACUAGAGAAGAAAAUAAAAACAGAGAACCAGUUAAGAACUGGAUGGAUGAUAGAUCAGACAGAUCGGUAUACGAAAGAGACGACAAUAGACAAAAUUAUCACGACCAGGGUAUGGAUGGAAAAAAUCAAUACAAUUACGGAAAAUCUCAUAACCAAAAUGACAGAAAAAUGGAUAACAAUCAUAGAAGGGAAGGGGAUUACAGAACUAAUGUUAACAAUUAUCAGCAAAACGAUCAUAAUAGCCAGGACCUUUAUCAAAAUGAUGAAUAUGGAAGUGAACGCAAUAUGUACUCGUAUCCUAGUCACCGUUAUAAACGAGAUCGAUCCGAAAAAAACUCUGGUCAGCGGAGCCAGUACAAUCCAAAUACUCCAAGAUCGGACGACAACCAUCGCGAAAGGAACUCGAGUGAUUCCAAAGAUGGCGGAAAUGCGUGUGCUAUGCACUGUUUUCUGGAUAACUUACAAAUGACAGGAGAAAAUGGAAUGCCGGAUCGUUACCUAGUAACCAAUGCGAUGACCAAAAAUUUGAGAAGUGAAGAUUUGAGGGAUUUUCUACAGGAGUCCAUCGAAGAGUGUUUUCAAAUUCUCGAUAAUGAGAAUACCGAAGACAAAUGUGAGUUUUCUAAAAAUUUAUUAGUCUGCCUAUCAGAGAAGGGACGAGCUACUUGUGAUGAUUGGAAAGACGAUAUACAGUUCAAUUAA
This is a messenger RNA of Pieris rapae (cabbage white), 1270 nucleotides long. RefSeq names its product odorant-binding protein 59a (gene Obp59a). The record is from RefSeq and is a predicted model, not a curated record. Gene Ontology annotation, molecular function: odorant binding. The transcript has 5 exons. The coding region runs from base 341 to 1270 and encodes 309 amino acids. NCBI's taxonomy places the organism in Eukaryota, Metazoa, Arthropoda, Insecta, Lepidoptera, Pieridae.